AGAAGUCUGUCGCACAGCAGGACGAGGAAGCUGAAGGUGAAAAGAAAGAUGUCUCACAGAAGGCUGUCUCUCACAAACGAGGUGCAUCUCAAGAAAAAAUUUCUCUGAAAACUGGUGAAUCUCAGCAAGAUGAAACCCAGGAAAAACCUGUAUCUCAGAAGGAUGUACUAACUGAAGAAGGGUUGCAACAGCAAGAGGAAAUUUCCCAAGAAAAGGUAGCCCCCAUUAAAAGGUCAUCCCGUGUUAGUGAUAUGACUUCAGCAAUAGUAUCUAAAGUUUCUGAUAUAUCUAAUGCAGUAGCAGCUGCAAUGGGACUGAAAGCAGCAGUUGCCGAAGAAAGUGUUGUACCCGAAGAGUCGGUUGAUGACUUAAAACUCCCUGCCACUCCUAAGAAAAUUCCAGUUGUUAUAGGUAAAGACAAUAGUGGAAAGGAUGCAACAGCAUCUACAGCCAUAGGAGUUAUCAGAACAGCCCAAAAAGAGACCACCAUAAAUGGUGAAAAAGGUGUAGUGGAAGGAGUAGUAGCUGGCGCCCAAGAAGUGAUGGCAGCUGUGGCCGCAAAGAAGGAAGAAAUCUUAGCCAAAAAGCAGGAAUUGCUUGCUAAAAAAGAGGCUGCCAUGAAACUCCGAGAAGCUAGUGAGGAACCUUCUAGCGAAUUUACAACCACUAGUGAAAUAAGUACAGACUCGUCCAGUGGGAUUGAAAGUUGUAUAGAAUUAAAGAAAACUGAGAAGGAUAUAACAGAUGGUAAGGUUUCUUUGAUGAGUGAACAACGUUCAGAGACAGAACAAGAGUAUGAGGAGUCCUGCACAUCGACUGAUGUAACAUUGUCGUUUAAGAAGAAAGGCAAGACAUUUGAGAAGGAUGAGGCUACGGCUCACUUGACGUUAGAUCUAAAAGAGAAGAAAGAAAAACAAAAGUUCGUGGAUCUUGCAGAUUCCUUGAAGGAAACAGAACUACAAUUUCAAAGAACAUCAAAUAUUAUGGCGGCAGCCUUAGGAGAGGCCUACUUGACAUCAGAAAAGGUUCAAGACAGAAAAGAAAAGAUGGAAGCAGCAACAGAUGAAGGGAAGGUAGUGGACGGCAAAGUUCAACAGAGCGUUUUUGACGUUGCUGGGAAGCGAGGCCAGGCGACGGUCACUGGAAGUGUGGACAGUGACCAACUGACUGAUGGAGUGGCAAUCGACGCUUCGCUCCCUGGGAAAAAAGCUCAAUCUCCCGAAGCUAUGGCUAAGGAUAAAGCUGAAACGAAUGAAGACGAAAAACCUAAGCAGACUGAAGUUAAGGAAGCAGACAAAGCUAAAAAAGCUGCCUUGUCGGAAGUAGACAAAGCUAAGAAGGCUGAUGUGAAGGAAACAGACGAUGCUAAGAAUGCUGACUUAACAGAAGCAGACAGAGCUAAGAAGGCUGAAUUGUCAGAGGCAGACAAAUCUAAGAAGGCUGACUUGUCCGAAGCAGAAAAAGCUAUGAUGGCAGACAUAACAGAAGCAGAUAAAGCUAAGAAGUCUAACUUGUCCAAAGCAGAAAAAGCUAAGGAGGCUGACUUGUCUGAAGCAGAGAAGGCUAAAAAGGCUGACUUGUCGGAAGUAGACAAAGCUAAGAAGGCUGACUUGUCAAAAAUAGACAAAGCUAAGAAGGUUGACUUGUCAGAAGCAGACAAAGCUAAGAAGGCUGACUUGUCCGAAGCAGAAAAAGCUAAGAAGGUUGACUUGCUCGAAGCAGAAAUAGCUAAGAAGGCUGACUUGUCCGAAGCAGAAAAAGCUAAGAUGGCAGACUCAACAGAAGCAGACAAAGCUAAGAAGGCUGACUUGUCCGAGGUAGAAAAAGCUAAGAAGGCUGACUUGCUCGAAGCAGAAAAAGCUAAGAAGGCUGACUUAUCCGAAGCACAAAAAGCUAAGAUGGCAGACUCAACAGAAGCUGCCAUAGCUAAGAAAGCUGGCUUAACAGAAACAGACAAAGCUAAGAAGGCUGACUUGUCAGAAGCAGAUAAAGCUAAAAUGGCUGACUUAACAGAUGCAGACAAAGCUAAGAAGGCUGACUUGUCCGAAGUAGACAAAGCUAAGAAGGCUGACAUGUCCGAAGUAGACAAAGCUAAGAAGGCUGAAGUGAAGGAAGCUGACACAGCUAAGAAGGCUGACUUGACCGAUGUAGACAAAUCUAAGAAAGCUGACUUGUCCGAAGCAGACAAAGCUAAGAAGGCUGAAUUAUCAGAUGCAGACAAAGCUAAGAAGGCUGACUUGUCAGAUGCAGACAAAGCUAAGAAGGCUGGAGUGAAGGAAGCUGACAAAGCUAAGAAGGCUGGCUUGACCGAAGUAGACAAAUCAAAGAAAGCUGACUUGUCCGAAGCAGACAAAGCUAAGAAGGCUGAAUUAUCAGAUGCAGACAAAGCUAAGAAGGCUGAAGUGAGGGAAGCAGACAAAGCAAAGAAGGCUGACUUGACAGAAGCAGACAAAGAUAAGAAUGCGGAAGUAAAGGAAGCAGACAAAGCUAAGAAGACUGAAUUGUCAGAAGCAGACAAAGUUAAGAAGGCGGGCUUGAUAGAACCAGAAAAGGCUAAGAAGGCUGACUUGUCUGAAGCAGACAAAGCUAAAAAGGCUGAAGUAAUGGAAGCAGACAAAGCAAAGAAGGCUGACUUGACAGAAGCAGACAAAGCAAAAAAGGCUGAAGUAAUGGAAGCAGACAAAGCAAAGAAGGCUGACUUGACAGAAGCAGACAAAGCAAAAAAGGCUGAAGUAAUGGAAGCAGACAAAGCAAAGAAGGCUGACUUGACAGAAGCAGAUAAAGCUAAGAAGGCUGAAGUGAAGGAAACAGACAUAGCUAAAAAGGCUGAUUUGUCUAAAGCAGACAAAUCAAAGAAAGCUGACUUGUCCGAAGCAGACAAAGCUAAGAAGGCUGAAUUAUCAGAUGCAGACAAAGCUAAGAAGGCUGAAGUGAAGGAAACAGACAUAGCUAAAAAGGCUGACUUAUCUGAAGCAGACGAAGCUAAAAAGGCUGAAGAGAAGGAAACAGACAUAGCUAAAAAGGCUGAUUUAUCUGCAGUAGACGAAGCUAAGAAGGCUGCCUUGACAGAAGCAGACAAAGCUAAGAAGGCUGACUUGACCGAAGCAGACAAAGCUAAGAAGGCUGACUUAUCUGAAGCAGACGAAGCUAAAAAGGCUGAAGAGAAGGAAGUAGACAAAGUUAAAAAGUCUGAAGUGAAGGAAGCAGACAAAGCUAAGGAGGCUGACCUGACCGAAGCAGACAAAUCCAAAAAAGCUGACUUGUCCGAAAUAGACAAAGCUAAAAAGGCUGACUUGACAGAAGCAGAUAAAGCUAAGAAGGCUGAAGUGAAGGAAAUAGACAUAGCUAAAAAGGCUGAUUUAUCUGCAGUAGAUAAAGCUAAGAAGGCUGCCUUGACAGAAGCAGACAAAGCUAAGAAGGCUGACUUGUCCGAAGCAGACAAAGCUAAGAAAGCUGACUUGUCCGAAGCAGACAAAGCUAAGAAGGCUAACUUAUCUGAAGCAGACGAAGCUAAAAAGGCUGGAGAGAAGGAAGUAGACAAAGCUAAGAAGGCUGACCUGACCGAAGCAGACAAUUCUAAAAAAGAUGACUUGUCCGAAACAGACAAAGCUAAGAACGCGGAAUUGUUAAAAGCAGAUAAAGCUAAAAAGGUUGAAGUGAAGGAAACAGACAAAGCUAAGAAAGCGGACUUGUCAGAAGCAGACAAAGCUAAGAAAGCUGAAGAGAAAAAUGCAGAUAAAGCUAUGAAGGUUGAGGAGAAGGAAAGAGACAAAUCUAUGAAGGCAGGCCUGUCAGAGGCUGACAAAGCUAAGAAACAUGACAUGACAGAAGCAGACAAAGCUAAGAAGGCUGACUUGCCUGAAGCAGACAAAGCAAAGAAGGCUGACUUAGCCAAAGCAGACAAAGAUAUGAAAGCUGACUUGGCCGAAGUAGAUAAGGCUAAGAUGUCUGAAGUUAAGGAAGCAGACAAAGCUAAGAAAGCUGACUUGUCCGAAGCAGACAAAGCUAAGAAGGUUGAUUUGUCUGAAGCAGAUAAAGCUAAGAAGGCUGGCUUGUAUGAAGCAGACAAAGCUAAGAAGGCUGACCUACCCGAAGCAGACAAAGCUAAGAAGCCUGAAGUGAAGGAAGUAGACAAGGCUAAGAAGGCUGAGGAGAAGGAAGCAGAAAAAGCUAAGAUGGCUGAGGAGAAGGAAGCAGAAAAAGCUAAGAUGGCUGAGGAGAAGGAAGUAGACAAAGCUAAAAAGUCUGAAGUGAAGGAAGCAGACAAAGCUAAGAAGGCUGAGGAGAAGGAAACAGACAUAGCAAAGAAGGUUGAGGAGAAGGAAGCAGACAAAGCUAAGAAAGUUGAGGAGAAGGAAACAGACAAAGCUAAGAAGCCUGAGGAGAAGGAAACAGACAAAGCAAAGAAGGUUGAGGAGAAGGAAGCAGACAAAGCUAAGAAGGAGGAGAAGGAAGCAGAAAAAGCCAAGAAGACUGAAGUGAAGGAAACAGACAAAGCUAAGAAGGAUGAAGGAAGCAGACAAAGCAGAGCUAAGAAGGCUGAGGAGAAGGAAGCAGACAAAGCUAAGAAGAUUGAGGAAGGAAGCAGACAGCUAAGAAACCUGGAGGAGAAGGAAACAGACAAAGCUAAGAAGGCUGAAGAGAUGGAAGCAGACAAAGCUAAGAAGACUGAAGUGAAGGAAACAGACAAAUCUAAAAAGGCAGAAGUGAAGGAAGCAGACAAAGCUAAGAAGGUUGAGGAAAAGGAAGCAAACAAAGAUAAGAUUGAGGAGAAGGAAGCAGACAAAGCUAAGAAGGAUGAAAUAAAGGAAGCAGACAAAGCUAAGAAGAUUGAGGAGAAGGAAGCAGACAAAGCUAAGAAAGUUGAGGAGAAGGAAACAGACAAAGCUAAGAAGCCUGAGGAGAAGGAAACAGACAAAGCUAAGAAGGCUGAAGUAAAGGAAGCAGACAAAGCUAAGAAGGUUGAGGAGAAGGAAGCAGACAAAGCUAAGAAAGUUGAGGAGAAGGAAGCAGACAAAGCUAAGAAGGCUGAAGUGAAGGAAGCAGACAAAGCUAACAAGAUUGAGGAGAAGGAAACAGACAAAGUUAAGAAGGCUGAAGAGAUGGAAGCAGACAAAGCUAAGAAAGAAGCAGACAAAGCUAAGAAGGCUGAAGUGAAGGAAGCAGACAAAACUAAGAAGGCUGAGGAGGAGGAAGCAGACAAAGCUAAGAAGGCUGAGGAGAAGGAAGCAGACAAAGCUAAGAAAGUUGAGGAGAAGGAAGCAGACAAAGCUAAGAAGGCUGAAGUGAAGGAAGCAGAUAAAGUUAAGAAAGCUGAAGAGAAGGAAGCAGACAAAGCUAAGAAGGCUGAAGUGGAGGAAGCAGACAAAGCUAACAAGGCUGAAGUGAAGGAAGCAGAUAAAACAAAGCUAAGAAGGCUGGAGGAGAAGAAAGCAGAUAAAGUUAAGAAGCCUGGGGAGAAGGAAGCAGACAAAGCUAAGAAGUCUGAGGAGAAGGAAGUAAUCAAAGCUAAGGAGCCUGAGGAGAAGGAAGCAGACAAAUCUAAGAAGGCUGAGGAGAAGGAAGCAGACAAAGCUAAGAAGGUUGAAGAGAAGGAAGCAGACAAAGCUAAGGAGCCUGAGGAGAAGGAAGCAGACAAAGCUAAGAAGGCUGAAGUGAAGGAAGUAGACAAAUCUAAGUCUCCCGAAGCUAGAGAUCGAAAGAGAUCUAGCAUAAAAGAUAGUGAUGCCAAGACAGCUAAAGAGAUGUCUGAGCUUAAGGAGGAGGACAAGAAGGCUAAGUCUCCCGUACCGAGGUUGAGGAAGAGGUCGAGUGUCAAAGAGGACGAUGCCAAGAAGGUUACAGAAGCAGAGGUUGAUCUCGAGGGUAAGGUACAGCAAAGGAAGAGGUCGAGUGUCAAAGAGGACGAUGUAGCUUCAAAGGCCAAGUCCCCUGAGCCCAGAGUAAGGAAAAGGUCGAGUCUGAGGGACGAGCAGAAGAGCGAGGCAGAGACCAAGGGUAAGGCUGGUGACGACUCGACGGCUGUGAGAGGAGCUGAGUUAAGAAAACAAGAGGAGAUCCUGAAGACGAAGAAGAAGAAGAAGGAGGAGGAGGAGAAACAGAUACAGGACGCACAGGAGAAGAUGAGGAAACAGGAGGAGGAGAUGUUGAGACUGCAGGAGGAAGAACGCGCCAGGAGGGAGAGUAUGAAACGUAAGGAGGAGAUGGAGAAGUUGGAGAGAGAAGAGAAGGAGAUGAAUGAAAGGUGGAAAAAGAAGAGAGAGGAGGGAGAAAGGCAAAGAACCGAAGAAUUGGAUAGAAUAAAGAAAGAGGAGGAGGAGAAGGCUGAGAAGAGGAGAAAACGCAGAGAAGAACAAGAAAAAUCAUUGAAGGAAGAAGAAGAAUAUUUACAAAAAGAAGAGAAGGAAAGGAAAUUGAGGUUGGAAAAGAGAAGAGAGGAACAGGAGAAAUUAAUAAAACAGGAGGAGGAGAAAAUGAUAAAAGAAGAGGAGGAAAGACGAAAUAAACGAAAACAGAAGAGGUCGGAGGAAGAGAAAGCCAUGAAGGAAUUGGAAAAUCAAUACAAGAAGGAAGAAGAAGCAAGAUUAGAAAGAAGACGGAAACAACAAGAGGAGGAAGAUAAAGCCCAAAAACAAAGAGAGGAAGAGAGACGGAAGAGAUCAGAGCAGGAACAAGAAGAAAGAAGGAAAAAGAAGCAGAAGGAGAGAGAAGUGGAAGAGAAGCGUCUGCAGGAAGAAGAAGAGCGAAGAAAAGAGAGGAGGAGAAGGAGAGAAGAGCAUGAUAAACUUAUGGCCGAGGAGGAAUCUAAAAGAGAUAUGGACUCCAGAAAGAAGGUGGAAGAGGAGAAGAGGAGACUGGAAGAUGAUCUGCGAGGGCGAGACGCGAGGAAGAAGAGAGAGGAGGAACUACUGCAACAGGGAGAAGACUUCCUGAAGAGGGAGGAGGAACGUCGCCGGAAGCGCCUGGAGGAGCGUCGUCAACAAGAGGUGGAGGACGAGAGGGAGUACAAACGACUUCAACUGGAGUACGAGGAGCGCCGGCAGCAGGAGAGAAGCAGGAGGAAGAUCGAGUACUCUGAGAAGGAGUUGCUUGACUCCGAGAGAUACGGCUCCCUCAGCAGGUCCAGCACCCGCACCCCUGAUAGUGAAGUCAUCAGCCGCCGUGACCCCAGGAGACGACCCAAGUUCAGCACCAAGCUACAGGACCGACAGACGGUGAAGGGUACCAGAGUUCGCCUUUCCUGCAACAUCCUCUAUCCUGCCGAGGAGGAACAUCCUGAGAUUGAGUGGUUCAAGGGCGGCUACCCCAUCAAGGAGGAUGAGAGAAUGAAAAUUGUUAACUAUGAGGGCGUGGCGUCGCUGGAGCUGAGCCACACCUGCCGUGGUGACUCCGGCGAGUACACCUGCACCGCCAAAAACCGCCAUGGCCGCGCCUCCACCACCUGUGACCUCAGAGUGAAGGGCGAGGAGGACCACAAGCCCAGCCCGCCCACCUUCACCACCAGUCUACGAGAACGUUACGUGAGUGAGGACGACGAGCUGGUGUUGUCAUGUCACGUAAUUGGCUUCCCAGAGCCUAAGAUUACCUGGCUGAAGGACGCCGACAAGCUGCCCGCCUCCCUACGCUUCCAGACCACCAUCACCGAGGAGGGCAUCUGUAAACUGACCAUCAGCUCCCCGCGUUCUGCUGACUCCGGCACUUACACCUGCCACGCUGAGAACAGAGUCUACCGUGACGAGAUAUCCGGAAUUGUUCAAGUUCAGGCUCUCCUGGAGAAAGAACGCAAGAAUGACGACCGACCCGACGACAGCGAGGCUCCACGCUUCGUCUCUGAACUGUGUGACCAAUAUGUUCAGGAGAACGGCACUCUCACCCUCCAGGUCUCUGUGGCAGGUUCACCGCCACCAGAGGUACUGUGGCUCUUCAACGGGCGGCCGCUUCAUCCCUCCGGCAAGUUCCGCAUAUCAGCGACAGGAGGGACUCACACCCUCACCGUGUUCCAAGUCACCGCCAAGGACCUGGGUUGCUACUCCUGCAAGAUCACCAACAAGUAUGGUCAAACGUAUACCAUGAGCAGCGUCUCCUUCGGUGAUCCAAAGCCUCGUCGGCCAUUAACGGUAGAGGGGGCGGAGAUGGACAUGCGAGCCCCGACCUUCACCAUCCGCCCUGAGAGUAUGAUGACCAUCUUGAGGGACGAGGAACUCCGCCUCUCGUGCGCCGUCCAGGGCGAGCCUACACCCAGGGUGACCUGGCUGAAGGGUUCCCAUGAUGUCUCCAACACCUUCCGUGCCCACAAGUCAGUCCGGGAUAACCACCACACACUGAUAAUCCGGGAGGCUCAGUUCACGGACUCCGGCACCUACACUGUCGAGGCCAAGAACAUCAACGGCACCGUCAGAGCCUACUGCAGCGUCAAGGUGAGGGAAGGCUUCAGGUCACGCAGCUUCUCACCGAGGGGCCGCGACGAGAAGUUCCCCGGCAGUAAAGUAAUGAUAGAGGAGAAGAGACUUACCUCCGGCAGGUUCAUCAGAGAUGUCCCUGGUAUGGUGGGCACCCCUAAAGCUCGAGAUGUGGGCAAGAACUGGGUAUCACUCCACUGGGGUAAAUCGGAGCACCAUGGCGGCGUCACCGUCACGGCCUACAAGGUGGAGGCCUGGAUUCUAGGGGAAGAAGCCCGCUGGCAGGAGCUGGGUGUGUCCCCGAUCACAUCCUUCGACGUGUACAACCUGAAGCAGGACCGGGAGUAUCUGUUCCGCGUGACGCCCAGAAACAAGUACGGGUGGGGAGAGGCGGUGAUGACCCCACGACCCAUCAGAGUUGGUCGCACGGUGGAGCACCCCAACCUGCCCAAGGCACUACCUCACCAAGUCCGCGCUAUGCCAGGAGGUCACAUCUCCCUUGAAGCUCAGAUAUCGGGUGAACCCAUGCCAGAGGUCCGCUGGUACAAGGACGGCACCUUCAUCGACAUCAACCGCUACCCCAGGUUCUCCUCCUUCUCCUCUGAUAGCUCGAUACACAACGCGUUUGGUUUAGUGACCAAGGUGAGUCUGAGGAUCGCCGACAUGCAGUGGGAGGACGAAGGCAAGUACGAGCUGGAGGUGGUGAACCCGGGCGGCCGCAUUACUUCCUACACCAGAGUGACCGCCACCAGUGACUGCUCCGUCCUCGAGGCCCAGGAGCGUAUCAACAAUAACUUGCUAGCGCUGUCACGGCUGGACAGUGUACCCAGUAUGGCGCCACAGUUCACGAUGCGGCUGAGGGACCGUCGCGUCCAGGUGGGCUUCCCCGUCCGCCUCACCUGCCAGAUUGUGGGCAUCCCCAGACCACAGGUGUCCUGGUUCAAAGAUGACGAGUCCAUCUCUCCUGACGACGGACACACCAUCUGGCAGGAGGACGGUCACUUCCACACACUAGAGAUCUCCAGCUCCACUCACGACGACGCCGCUGUGUACUCCGCCUGUGCUGUCAACCCCUUCGGCUCUGUCCUCUGUCGCUGCCGCCUCAUCGUUGACUCCGGCCUCAGGUCAUACAUCUCCCCAAUGUUCCUAAAGGAGUUAGAGGACCAGAGUGUGAGGGAAGGAUCCACCAUCACGAUGCAGACGGUCAUCGAGGCCUACCCGACCAUAGGUGUUGUCUGGCAUCGAGACGGCCACCGCAUCAGACCCACCCGCAAGCACUCCUUCAGCCUGGACGGGGACGGCCUGGCCACACUGGUAAUCCGAGAGGCUAACUACACCGACGGCGGCAUCUACACCUGUACCGCCAAGAACGAGAUGGGUCACAUUGAGUCUCUGUGCCGUGUGUCUGUCUCCUGUACAGACUCGGACCUCGCCUCACGCAAAAGGAUAUCAUCGCGGCUCUGGCACAGCCGUCAAGUGACAGGGUACAACAACGAGCCCAUGUUCGUGAGGAAGCCGCGGACCAUCGACGCUGAGGAGGGUGACCUGGUGAUCAUCGAGUGUGAGGUGGCGGGAGACCCCAAACCCACCGUCACCUGGCUCCGCGACUGGCUAAAGGUAGGUGCUCCUUGA
Molecule: messenger RNA, 10031 nt
Organism: Homarus americanus (American lobster)
Lineage: Eukaryota; Metazoa; Arthropoda; Malacostraca; Decapoda; Nephropidae
Product: trichohyalin-like
Exons: 26
Coding region: 252-10031 (3259 amino acids)
Molecular function (GO): protein binding
Source: RefSeq, a predicted model, not a curated record